Molecule: messenger RNA, 1052 nt
Organism: Pelobates fuscus (common spadefoot toad)
Lineage: Eukaryota; Metazoa; Chordata; Amphibia; Anura; Pelobatidae
Product: serine protease 27-like
Exons: 5
Coding region: 1-906 (301 amino acids)
Biological process (GO): proteolysis
Molecular function (GO): serine-type endopeptidase activity
Source: RefSeq, a predicted model, not a curated record
AUGGAUAACAGAGAUUUCUUGUUUGUGCACCUUCUUUUAGUUCUCACACUGGGCUCUGUUUCAAAGGCUACAGACAUUUGUGGUAUUUCCGAGUUCUCCAGCCGGAUAGUUGGGGGUACAGAUGCUUCCAAUGGAAGUUGGCCCUGGCAGAUUAGUCUAAGAUUUAAGGGCAGCCAUAUCUGCGGGGGGACCCUGAUCUCCAGUCAGUGGGUGAUGACGGCUGCGCACUGCUUAGAAUUGUCAAACUAUCCUUCAUCGUACACUGUUGUCCUUGGUGCCUACCAGCUGUCCAUAACCAAUUCCCACCAAGUGACAUCCAACGUGAAGAGUAUUAAAGUCAACAGUCAGUACGAUGGCACCGGGUCUAGCGGGGAUAUCGCUCUCAUUGAACUCUCAAACAACAUCACUUACACUGAAUUCAUUCGACCUGUGUGUCUGCCCCCCGCGUCCAUCAGUUUCAGAAAUGGCAUGAAUUGCUGGGUUACUGGAUGGGGGGCUACCAGCUUCGGAGGUUCCUUAUCGAACCCUGAGACUCUUCAGCAAUUGAUGGUCCCACUAAUUACCAGAGACACAUGUAAUGCCAUGUACAACAUUAACAGUGGAUUUAUGUACAAUAUUAUCGUAAUCCAGAGCGACCAGAUCUGCGCCGGGUACCAGGCUGGAGGGAAGGACUCCUGCCAGGGUGACUCUGGGAGUCCGCUGGUCUGCCAAGUGGACAGUGUCUGGUAUCAGGUUGGCAUUGUGAGUUUUGGAGAACAAUGUGCUCUUCCAAACAGGCCUGGAGUUUACACCCUCGUAUCAGUUUAUGAAAGCUGGAUCAAAUCAACUAUGACCUCAUCUUCCAUGUCUCUUCCGACUAUAUCAGUUCUGCUCCUUGUUGGUGCUCUCAUGUUUCUGCUGCAUUGACUUGCACCAUUGUGACUUGAAGGACCCAUGACAAGGCACACAAACUUUCCUUGUAACCCCCCCCCCCCCCCAACAUCGCUGCUUCCUAGAUGGACAUGUAGACAUAGACCGUGGUCUAAACUAGAAUAUGUUUCCUCUGUGUAAAA